AGCGCCGUCCCUCGCAGGUUGAGCUGGAGCCGGAGCGUUUCCGCCUCGCGGCCGCCGCACGGCCGGAGCCAGCCCAGCCGAGCCGAGUCAAGCUGCGCCGCGCGUCGGGGCGUUCCGCCGCUCGCCUCCCCUCAGGCUGGUCAUAAGGCGGCGGCGCCGGCGGCCGAAGGAUGUGGCGGAGGCGGCAGUGGCAGGCGCCGCGGCCGAGGGAGCCCUGAGCCCGAGCAGCCCUUCCCGGCCCCGCGACUCCCCCGGCUCGGCAGCGACCCCCGGCCCGGCCCCCUCUGCCCUCCGCCCCUCCUCGACGUCGCUCCCCGCGGCCCCGCCCGCCCCCGCCGGGUCCCCGCGCCCUGGAGCCCCGUGCGGGCGCUGAGCGCAGCCCGUGAGCCGAGCGCAGCCAGGAUGGCCUCGUCGUCCGGCAACGACGACGACCUCACCAUCCCCAGGGCUGCCAUCAACAAGAUGAUCAAAGAGACGCUGCCCAACGUCCGUGUGGCGAACGACGCCCGGGAGCUGGUGGUCAACUGCUGCACUGAAUUCAUCCACCUCAUCUCCUCCGAGGCCAACGAGAUCUGCAACAAAUCGGAGAAGAAAACUAUCUCCCCGGAGCAUGUCAUACAAGCACUAGAAAGUUUGGGGUUUGGCUCCUAUAUCAGUGAAGUAAAAGAAGUCUUACAAGAAUGCAAAACAGUAGCACUAAAGAGAAGAAAGGCCAGUUCACGCUUGGAGAACCUUGGCAUUCCGGAAGAAGAGCUACUAAGGCAGCAACAGGAAUUAUUUGCACAAGCUAGACAGCAGCAAGCAGAACUGGCACAGCAGGAAUGGCUACAGAUGCAACAAGCAGCUCAACAGGCACAGCUUGCUGCUGCCUCAGCCAGUGCAUCCAAUCAGGCAGGAUCUUCUCAGGAUGAAGAUGAUGAAGAUGAUAUCUGAAAAUCACCAGCUGAGUUGUCUUACUAAGAAAUACUUUUCCUGCACAAUGAAAACAGUGAAAUGAAUGCUUACCUGUAAGUUUGUAUGCAUUGUGGACUGGCAGUUGGUAUUCUAGGGGUGUCUGCUGUUGUGUGCUGUACAUGUAUAAACUGUCUUUUUUUGAACUCUUGAAGAUUUAAGGUUCAGUAUCAUAUCAACUUUGGAUUUUUAAUGGUGUAUAUGGAAAUUUUAGAUAGUCCGUCAUUUAUUUGAUCAAUAAACAGUGUUACAAUAAACAACAUGUUUAUAAAAUAUAGUGAGAUUUAUACAAAAAGCUCUAAAUCCACAUUUGCAUUUCCUCCCUUUUAACUAAACUAUAAAAUCUUACUUAGAAUUUUUAAUUGUUUUUUGGGGGAGUGGUACAGUAGACAUAAUCUGUUAAUGGGAAAAAAGUAGAGUUCAGCAUAGAAGAGUCUGAAUUCUUAGUUCUUUUUAAAAUGAGGAUGUAUAUGGCAAUAAAUAUUAUAUAUGCUCAAAUACAACAUUUGUUAAAAUUUGAAAAUGAUACAUUUUCACCAAGCUAGGAAAAGGUAUGUUUAAUAGGAGUUGUACAAAUUCAGUCUUUUUUCUUUUGUAUAGGGGGUGAAAAAAAAAAUAAACCCGUGGUUUUAUUAUGACAUCCUUUUGACAGUCCUAACUGAAUAUUUCACUUUAAAGACUGCCUGGUUUGAAGAACUAACUCUUCUAUUACUUCACUCCAGUUUAGUGUUAACUGUUGUUGAUGGUAUUUCAUAGUCCAGAUUUAUUGGUAUUGUUGAAAUAUAAAGCUGGAACUUAAAGAAACAGAAUUGUUUGUUCUGCUGAUGUGACUGGGAGUGAUUGAAUAUUCAAGCCCAAGAAGGCAAAAGCUGACCCUAACAGCAUGUUUAUCCUAAAAGAGGGAAUUUAUUUAAAUUUGAUUAGUCAUGGUCAGCAUAAUGCUAACAUUCUCCAGACUAGAUUGCCACUGGAUUACUUAGAUACCUUGUUGAAAGACAACCUUUUCUUCACUCGAAAUGAAUUGUAGGUAAGUCCAGGUUUCUGAUAAACUGUUCCCCAAGAGUGGUCAGCAGGUACAUGAAACAGAAGUGAUGUACUUGUCCUUUUGAUGGUUUUGUUGAUUUAAUGGAUGAGCAGCUGUCCUUUGUGUUGAAAUAAAGCACAGUAGUGUCCAUUGCUGAGUUUUAAUGUGUUACUUGAAGUAAUACUGGCAUAUCUUCUGGUACACUAAUCUGAGCAGAGUAGAAAAGCCACUUGCAUGCUGCUGUAGAUGACCCCAUGGCUCUCUAACAAUGUGGAUGAUUUUAUUAACUUACAUCCUCAGCAAGUUGCUCUCGUUAAAAUUCUUAGGAGGGCUGCAUCUGUUUACAUAAGGAUGCAAACAGCAAAUGGUGGGCCCAUUUUUACAUAAAGAUCUGAACAAGAUCCAAUUGGAAAGUAUUCAGAUCUAAGUCACAUAGUGACUUUUGAUUUAAAUUUGAGAUGCGUUGAGUUGUGGAUUGAAUAAAUGYGAACAUGUCUUUAAAUGCAAUAAUGCAGUGAAAACUCAGAAGAGUAUUUGUUUGAAUGUUUAAGUUAAAAAAAAAAAAAACAACAAAAAACUUUCCUGGAUGCUACAUAAAAUAUGUUAGGCAAGGUUUGACUGAGGAAGUGAUUUUCUGUAAAGGUUUAAGUACCAAAGGUAGAAAAUCUAGUCUAGUGAUACAAUGUUAAUGUGCAGUGUUGGCUUUUCUAAUUUGUACUGUAACACCUUCACACUUUCUAUUUUAAAUGAGUCUUUUCCUUCUAAAUGAUACUAGGUAUAUUUUCACACCCUUCUUUUCUGAUGCAGAAAUCAGGUUAACAUUUUACUGCAUCUGGUAUGUAUGGUGUAAUGUUUGAAUUUUUGUGACCUUUCUUUUUGGACAUUCUUGUGCUUUUUCAUAUGCUGUAUUCUUCAAGCAAUAAAAUUCUGAUGUGUUUUUAUAAAAUUGCUUUUAUAUUUAA
Malurus melanocephalus (red-backed fairy wren) is the source of this 2937-nucleotide messenger RNA. It is a transcript of the gene DR1, whose product is annotated as down-regulator of transcription 1. Lineage: Eukaryota; Metazoa; Chordata; Aves; Passeriformes; Maluridae. Gene Ontology annotation, cellular component: negative cofactor 2 complex. The record is from RefSeq and is a predicted model, not a curated record. The coding region runs from base 403 to 933 and encodes 176 amino acids. The transcript has 3 exons. Gene Ontology annotation, biological process: chromatin remodeling; positive regulation of transcription by RNA polymerase II; RNA polymerase II preinitiation complex assembly. Gene Ontology annotation, molecular function: core promoter sequence-specific DNA binding; general transcription initiation factor activity; protein heterodimerization activity.